Molecule: messenger RNA, 1717 nt
Organism: Zootoca vivipara (common lizard)
Lineage: Eukaryota; Metazoa; Chordata; Lepidosauria; Squamata; Lacertidae
Molecular function (GO): catalytic activity
Source: RefSeq, a predicted model, not a curated record
AUAAUAAUAAUAAUAAUAAGUCGUUGCCUUCGGGAACAGAGAAGCAGAUUUCCAAGUGUCCCUAUUUUCCAGGGACAGUCCUGGAUUUACGGAAGUCUCUCCGGUUUCUGAUUUGAAUGUCCCGCUUUUCCUUAAUACGUCCGUUUUCACUGGAGAAAUGUUGGAGGGUAUAGAGUUACCCAACCCACCUGAGCCAUCUGAAGGCAGCCCUGGAUAGGGAAUGUUUACUUUUUAAUAUUCUGUUUUUAUAUAUGUUGGAAGCUGGCUAGAGUAGCUGGGGGCAACCCAGUAAGGUAGGUAGGGGAGAAAGAGUAAAACAGUAGCAGCAGCAACAACAACGGAAUAGGGCACCCCUACUUUCAUGAGAAAAAUGUUGGAGGGGUGGCUUUCCUAUCUUCCUAAGUAGGCUUCGUGGUCCCCAGCCACGUAUGCAAAGCAGGAGGAGAGCCUGCCUUUGUGCAAAUAAGGGGGCUGACAGCUCCGCGGUGAGUAAACAACGUUCAUUCCACUUCGAUGCCAUAGCGGGCGCCGUCGAGCCCUGCCGUCAUUGGAGCCCCGUUGACCUUUCCCACUGCGCGCCCGGGAGAAAUGGCCCAGCAGCUCCUCCGGUGCCAGUGCGCGCCUCUCCUCAGCCGAGGCCUCCGGAAGCCGAGAGCAGCCGCGGGGACCCCCGCCGUCGUUAUGCAGGCGAGCUCGGCCAGCUCGAGUGCCGGAGAGCCGCCCGGAGAAGGAAGAAGGAAUGUAAUUACUGAAAUCCGUGGGACCAUAAUGACAAUUGGCAUCAACAGGCCGGAAGCCAGGAAUGCUGUGAACCAGGAGACUGCAGGAUUGCUGGUGGAGGCUUUCAGAUCGUUUGAAGAGAACAGCACGUUGACUGUGGCUGUGCUUCAUGGGUUGGGUGGCAAUUUUUGUGCUGGUUAUGAUUUGAAGGAGUUGGCCCACGCCCCAACCUCUAUCAAAUUGGAACAAGAUGUCACCCAAACGCCUGGCCCCAUGGGUCCUUCCCGGAUGAAGUUUUCUAAGCCAGUGAUUGCUGCAGUGAGUGGAUAUGCAGUGGCUGGUGGGCUUGAACUAUCCCUCUUGGCUGACUUGCGCGUGGUAGAAGAAAGCGCUAUCUUCGGAGUGUUCUGUAGGCGUUUCGGUGUUCCGCUGAUAGAUGGUGGCACUGUUAGACUACCAAAGCUAAUUGGCCUUUCACGCGCGCUGGAUCUCAUCCUCACUGGGCGGCCCGUUGGUGCACAGGAAGCAUUUCAGCUUGGACUGGCUAAUCGAAUUGUUCCCAGUGGCCAAGCUCUCCAGCAUGCCAUUGAAUUAGCAGAACAAAUUUCAGCAUUUCCCCAGCACUGCAUGCGCGCAGACAGAAAUUCUGCUUACCACAGUGCGUUUGAUGCCUCUUCCUUCACAGAAGCCAUGCAGUUUGAGUUCGACACAGGAGUACAGGUGGUAUUAGAAGAAUCUGUUCCUGGUGCUAACAAGUUCAGCUUGGGGCACGGGCGUGGUGGAGCAAAGUUGUAGCCGUUGAGUAUAAUGGCUCUUUCUUCUGAAUGCAUUAGCUUCACCCACUUUAUAGUAGAAAUAACUAUGUUGCACUUGCAAAAUAAGAAAAGCACAUGCAGUAUACUGUACAGUCAUACCUUGGAAGUCGAACGGAAUCCAUUCCACAAGUCCGUUCAAAUUCCAAAACGUUCGGAAACCAAAGCUCGGCUUCUGAUUGGCU